AUGGAAAAAGGGGGGGCGCAGAAGCUCGGCUGGGGCGCGGGCGAGGACGCGGCGGCGGCGGCGAGCGAGCUGCUCCGCCUCUGCUGCGACCUCUCCACCGCGUGGGCGCCAAACUUCAACCUCGCGCUCGAGAUGUUCCUGCUCGCGGUGCCGAGGGGGGGCGUCUCCAAGCUCAUGUCGUGGGCCGACCGAGGCCCGCUCGCCGUCUGCUGCCCCGGCACGCACCAGCGGCGCGCCGCCGACUCGAUGCGGCACCUCGGGUGCGUCGACGAGCUCUGGUCCACAUGCGCCUCGCUGCUGCUCGCCGCCGAGGUGCAGCGCGACAGCGCGGCCGCCCUCACCAAGCUGGCCAACAAGAUUGCCUCGCUGCUCCCGGCGCGCGGCUCGUCGCUCUGCGCGAGGUACAUCGUCGUCGAGUCGCUGCUGCAGCUCUUCCGGCGCGUGCGCGAGGGGGGCGGCGACGUCGCGCCGAUCGGCGCCUCCCUCUCGACGAUCCUCUCGCAGCUGGCGGACGCAGCGGCCGCAAAGGUGGGCGCGUUUGGCGAGGAGCUGAAGGCCUUUCUCCUCCGCGACCUCGCCUUGGAGACGCAGGCGCGCGACCAACGCGAGAGGAGGCUCGCGCCGGCUGAGUUUGUGAGCGGGCUGCUCGAGUCGCACCCGCCGCUCGGGCGCGUCCUCGUGCAGCACUUUUCCGACGACCUCGAGCGUCUGUGGCUGACGAGCAUGAUGGAGGCCGGCCGCGAGGCGGCCCGCGCCCAGCGCCGCUUCACGCGCCUCCUGCUCUCGGCCUCCGCCGCGUACGCCGCGCCCGCCGCGCCGCUGCUCUGCACGCUGCGCGCCCUCCCCGACGCCGCCCUCUCCGGCCGCGAGCCCUUCGAGCAGAUCCCCAUCCUCGACGCGGCAAUCGACGCGCUGGGAGGGCUGGUCGACGGCGGCGCGGCGGCGGUGACGCCGGCGGCCACUCCGGAGCUGCUGCCGCGCGCGGAGGGGGUUGUGCGAGCGGCGACUUCGCACCUGUGGAGGGUGUGUGACCAGCUGGCCAAGCUCUCUGCGGAGGGUGACGGCGCCCGCAGACGAGCCCGCGAGCCGUCGCGGUCGGAGGAGCAGGCGGCGGGCGAGCUCGUCUUUGAGUGGCUCCUGCGGCAGCUGCUGCGGCCGGCGACGCAGCGGCGCAGCGACGCGCCGCGCCCGCUGCGGCGAGAGGUUGCGGGCCGAAUGCGCCAGCUCCUCCUCCUCGUCGCGCCGCUCGAGGCGCUCGAUGGCGGGGCGCACGCGCGCCGCAUCCAAAAGGCGCUCGACGACGUCUGCAAGGGGGCGCUCGAGCGGCCGCUGGUCCCGUCCGCGGCCGAGGAGGGGGAGGGCGUGACCAAGGCGGAGAUGCUGGCGCUGCUGCGCGAGCCUCCGCUGACGGCGCUGGCGGGGCGGAUGCUGCGGACGACGCUGCUGCCGCGGCUGCUCCUGCCGUGCCGCGGCCUGCCGCCGAGCCAGCUGGCGGGGCGCGUGAGCCUCGCGCUCGAGACGCUUGGCGCCGUCGCUCGCCCGACCCGCCUCCCAGCCGGCGGGGGCUUGCGCAGACACGUCUUGGAGCGUGGCGUAGGCGACGUGCUGCAGCGCCACCUCGACCUGCCCCAGCCGGCCGGCGAGCCCCUCCUCCUCGACUCCGCCGCCCAGGAGGCGCAGCUGUGGGCGAGCGAGGUGCUCGACUGCCUCAUGGUGUCGUACCUCUGCGCCGCCGCGGAGGCGGUGUCUUCGGAGGCGCCUCGGCGGCCGGCGCUCUCCCGCCUCGCAGGCGCGCUCGGCCCGCUAGGAGGGCAGCUCCAGAAGGUGCUGCAGGCGUGCCAGGCAGCAGAGGGGGCGCCGCGCGACGGCGCUGUGAGGUACCGUCAGCAAGUCGAGCAGCUGUGUGCCAUGGGUUACCUCGAUUCGGUGGCGGUGCUGCGGGCGCUGGCGGCCUCUGGCGGAGACAUCAAUGGGGCCCUCGACCGCCUGAUGCGCGGGUAAGGGCCCACACCCCACAGCGUUGUGCACGUGGGGCCGCUGCGCGCUGGGGCCGGGUGCGGUCUCAGCCUCUGCGGCGCUCUGCGGAGAGAGUCUCUCGUUUUACCGUACGUUGAGUGUGUGUGUGUGCGUGUCUGUGUCUGUGUGACAGAGUAAACUUCGUUGGUUCCUCCUUUUAUUUUGUUGUUGUCUGAUGUGAAAUUGUGUGAUCGGUGUG
Emiliania huxleyi CCMP1516 is the source of this 2215-nucleotide messenger RNA. RefSeq lists its product as hypothetical. The coding region runs from base 1 to 2001 and encodes 666 amino acids. The record is from RefSeq and is a predicted model, not a curated record. Lineage: Eukaryota; Haptophyta; Isochrysidales; Noelaerhabdaceae. Gene Ontology annotation, molecular function: protein binding. The transcript is spliced from 12 exons.